Lolium perenne is the source of this 5060-nucleotide messenger RNA. RefSeq names its product structural maintenance of chromosomes flexible hinge domain-containing protein GMI1. The record is from RefSeq and is a predicted model, not a curated record. Lineage: Eukaryota; Viridiplantae; Streptophyta; Magnoliopsida; Poales; Poaceae.
CAGUGAAAGCGCGGUUAGCGGAGAAGUCGCCUGACCCCUACUCUUCCCACCACGCACCCAUUCUUUUCCCCUUCCAGCAUUCAAAACCCCCAGCUGCUGCGGCAAGGGUUCCUGCUCUACAUUGCCUCAUCCUCGCCAAGAAAAAGCUGCUCCCUUUCGGGGUUUUGUCGUGACCUCAUCGUCUGAUGCGAAGAUGGCGAGCAGAGGAUCUGGAAACUGGGCUUUAGUAGAGCAUCAACACCACAGCCGGGCAAGCAGAGUGUACCGCUUUCAGAUCCUGUUGCCAAAUGGCACGAGCACUGGCCUCACUCUCAAGGAUCCUGGAGAGGAGAUGCCGCUUCAUGAUUUCUUAGAUCAUAUUAGGACAGAGUUGGAGGAUGUCCCCAUGGAUGGUGAUGACAGGCGGGGAAUUGACUGGAGUGGCGAUGUUUAUCUAGAGGACCUACUGGACAGAAAGAUACACAAGGAAUUGCAGUUCAGUGAUUUUCUCACCAACAGUACGAAUAUAUUAAGACUCCAGGAUGGUGAAGGCUUUGUCAGAACAUUUGAGAAUAUGUGGGACCUUACACCUCCGACUGAACUGCUCCAAGAGCUUCCAGCAGAGUAUAGCACUGAGAGUGCUCUCGCAGACCUUAUUGACAACUCAUUACAGGCUUUAUGGUCAAAUGGUAAGAAAGAUAGAAAGCUGAUCAGGAUAACUAUUGACCAAGAGAAGAUGGUGAUUUUUGAUACUGGUAGGGGGAUGGACGGUUCAGAUGAAAAUUCUAUCUCUAAAUGGGGUACAAUUGGUUCUUCCAACCACAGAGUAUUUCGGGCAAAAGGUAUUGGCGGGAAAGCACCAUAUUUAGUGCCUUUCUUUGGCAUGUUUGGCUAUGGUGGAACUAUUGCGUCGAUGCAUCUUGGAAGACGUGCCAUAGUUUCAUCGAAAACGAAGGAAUCAAGGAAAGUGUUUACCUUGCAUCUUUCGAGGGAGGCUCUGUUGGCGAAGUCCUCGUCUAAACUCAGCUGGAAGACUGCUGGAGGAGUUAGGGAUCCAUCUGAAGAAGAGUUGACACUGUCGCCACAUCAAAGUUUUACCCAGGUGGAAAUUCAGGGCUUGAAUAGGUGCUUGGAGGCAGCCAAACUUCAAAGAUUUCUGAAGGACAUUUAUUUUCCAUACAUACAGUACGACGAGGAUAAUGGAUCUAUGAAUACAAGGAGGCCGGUUCAGUUUGAGGUGAAUGGUGUAGAUCUAGCAGAAAUACUGGAAAAUGAAGUGACAGUUACUAAUUUGCACUCUUGUGCUGGUCCUAGUUUUAUUCUUGAUGUAACAUUUUCCUGUACUUCAACAACUGCAGCAGCUAAUAGUGAAGCCCAUGCACGAAUCAAGUGUGUUUACUUUCCAAUUGUCAAGGGAAAAGAAUCUAUCGACUCUAUUUUGGAAAUGUUAAGAGAAAAUGCCUCAGGGGUAAAAGAGAACUUUGACAAAUUUUCACGUGUGUCAAUCCGCCGACUUGGGCGGUUACUCCCUGAUGCUAGAUGGGGCCCUCUUCCUUUUAUGGAACCUAAACAAAGCAAAGGAAAAAAAGCUGAACUCCUGAAGCGAUGCUGCAAGAGGGUGAAAUGUUUUGUUGAAACGGAUGCAGCUUUUCAUCCAACGCUCUCCAAGACUGAUUUAGCACAACACGACCUUUUUACCAAGGCACUUCGCCGCUUGGACGGCAGUUCUCGUAGUGACAGUUCAGUUGAGGAUGUUAAUGUUGAUGUCCGUAGAGGCGGAAGAUCACUAAAUGUUACCCAGUUGGAGAAGCAGUAUCACGACUGGAUUAAUAAUAUGCAUGCACAGUAUGAUGUGGAAAUCGACGAAGGUGACAACGAUCAUACCGUUAUUAUCAACCCAAGCAACAAGGACCGACUUGGAAUAUCUGAAGAUGUCCAAGUCAUUAGAGUUUACACCUCGGUCAGGAGGAAAGGGAAAACAUGGAAAAGAGGAGAUCAUCUGAAAAUCCAACCAGGAGUUCUUGCACGAUUGAAAAAUAAUUUCCUCUCAUUGAAAACCAUAUUCUAUGCAACAUUGGAGUAUGUUGUUGGUGAAGGACUUGCAGGAGAUAUUUGUGGUGAAGCUCGACUUAUAUGCAGGUCUAUUGAGUUCUCUGAUAAGCAAGGUUGCUUACUUGAAGAAGGUCCUGAUAGCAUGUGCCUUAACAUCCAAGAAUCUGUCUCCUUCCCUAUCAGCAUGAUAGAUAAUGAUAAGUGUCACACCAUGGAAAAUGAUUCUUGGCGGCAAAUACUUGGAAAGAAAAAGGAGAAGGCUCCAGCAUGUAUUGAAGUCCUAAGGAAUUUGCAAGGCAGUGAUCUCACUAUAGAAAGGGGUCUACCGUUUGAAAAAGUUAUAAUGGCUGGUUAUAAACAUCCACGUGAAAUUAUAGCUGUAAUCCUACCACAGUGUGCAACUACUUGCUCCACCAGCCCCCUUGACAAGAGAUAUAUUCUGAAGGAUGAUGAGAUAGAGAUGGAAAUGGACAUUAAUCAUUUGCCUGGAAGUAAAAAAGACCAUCUCCGUGCAAAUUGUAUUUAUAGGAAGCUCAAGAAACCCUCAUCGCGUGAUAGCAUAAACGGGCUGUAUAUCUUUCAGUUGAGCGAAGAUUCAAGCAUCUUUACUAAAUCUGGUGUUUACCAAUUUAUAUUCUCGGUUAGGUGCAAAGAUUCAAGUAUCAUUACGCAUGAAACAGAGAUAACAGUUCGUCCAAACUCCAAUACUAGACGUUGGCAACUAUCCAGCAUUGCUGAUUGUUCUGCUGGCAAUGCUGUAGUAAAUAUAAGGCUUGGGGUGCCAGUUAGAUGUCUUGGAGUUAGAAGCCAUGAUUCGUAUGGAAAUGCAAUUCCUUUCCAAGAUAUACGUAAGGCUGUCAUAACUAUAGUUGAUGGUAAUUAUAUUCUGGCCCAAGUUGAGGAUAUCGAAGUGGAACUCUCAUCAGAUUCAAUGACUCUGAAUAUUAGGGACUUCCUGUUCAAAAGCAGCAAAUUGGACAUAAUAAGGCCAAAGUAUGAAGCGAUGUUAAAGAUAUCUUUAUCUGAUAAUGAAUUCUCUCAUCUAUGUCCAUGUAAAGUUAUGCCAGGUCUUCCGUCAACCAUUAACAUGGAUAUGUGCCUUGCCUGGGAGAAGAAUUUAACUCCUGGGGAAGUUAUUGAUGAUGCCCUUCUAGAGGUGUUCGACCAUUGUGGUAAUCAUGUUGAAGAAGGGACGGAACUUAUUGUCGAAAUUGUUGGAUUCUCAUUUGUAGAUAAACAUGGACAUGUUCGAAAGGUAAAUAGUGAAGGGUUUGUUGACCUAAGUGGACUACUUAAAGUUAUUAAUGGAUUUGGUUCACAAGCUUGUUUGAAGAUUUUUCAUCAUGAGAAAGAGAUUUUUGCUACAACAUUUCAGAUUUCUAUCAGGAAUUUGGAAGCUGUUGAGGUUCCACGAAGUUGUCAAGCUGGCACCUUAUUGGAGAACAUUAUAUUUGAAGUUUUCGACAGCGAUGGACUGAUUGAUGAGUCAAUGCAUGGACCCCACCAUACACUGAGCAUCAGGUCGAAUGAAAAACUUGUGGAAGGAGCACAAUAUACAUUUGAACGUGGAAGAUGUAUUGUUUCUCGUGUGCCGGUUCCUCGUGAACCAGGAACAGUCACUUUUGUGGCAUACCAUACACAUUUUCCUGACCUAGAAACAACAAUUCAGAUUCCUGUUUAUACUCUUGAUUUGGUGCCCGUCAAAGGGGAGAACGAAUCUGAACCUAUAUGCAGCUACCCAACUUCAUCUGUAUCAAGUCAAAAUACUAAAUCUCCAAGUCAACUGGUUCUUAGUCAAUCUAACAGUCUUGCUUCAAACAUUCUGGGGAAAUUUUCUGAUGAGAUUCGAGCAAUUGAUUCUGAUAUAUGCUCUCAAGAAGUUCUGAUUAAAGCUUUUGAUUCUCGUAAGAAAACACUGGAGAAUGAUAUUGUCAAUCUGCAAGAUGAGAUUAGCCACACAGCUGGAUCAGCCACUGGUGCAAUAGAGUUGACUCGUCAUAAAAUUGAAGAGAAUGUUGGUACUGCUGCUGCUGUUCUAUGCACUCUCUCCAGCAGACAAUGUUUGACGGAUGAUGUUGUCGGUAUUGUUGCUCUUCUCGGAACUGUUGCAGACAGAAAAAUGAGCAGGAUGCUUUCUCUGUAUCUUGGUGAAGACAACAUGCUAGCAGUGGUUUGCAAGACACAGGCUGCUGCUAAUUACUUUGAGAAGUAUGCCGCUGAUGGAAGUGUGGAUGUCCACUUUGGUAUUCAUCAGGAGGCAGCUAACCUAGGAGCUCCUAUAAGAAAGAGAUUUCCUAUCAUUUGCCUCGAUUUAAUAAGGCCAUACACUGGAGGCUUCCAUUUGAACACAAAGCAAAAGCCGCUAGCUCUGCCGUUUCCACAUUCCAAGGGAUUUCGUGGGUUUGCGGUGAACAUGAUCAAUCUUUCCCCAGAGAGUUUGACGAUAGUCACAAAGCAUGGACAUGGUCUCCGUGAAACCUUAUUUUAUAGGCUCUUUGGAGAGCUUCAAGUCUACGAAACACGUGAUGAUAUGUGGCAAGCCAUUCGUCAUCUGAAGAAUGGGGCUAUAUCUUUGGAUGGUGGGAUUAUAAAGGGUGAUGGCAUGCUGAUCCUUGGAUACAGUGACCCAGAGGUGACUUUUCCUGUUGUUCCACGUGCUGCUCUGGACGUUGAGGAAGACAACUCUGAAUAUGUGUGUAACAAAAUAAAAACGAUGCAUGCACAGAUUGGUGUUGUAAAAACUUUGGAGAACAGGAUAAGUGCAGCAGAAGAGCAACGGCAGAAAUUGGUGAUGGAGCGCAACGAGAAAAAACGCAAGUUUGAUCAGAUAUCGGAGGUACUGAGCCAGGCCAGUGGCAGUAGCGACCACCAGUUUUAUGAGUAACACCCAGGGCAGACAUUACUAGACAAUUAAGAAUGGGGUGUAUGUAGAUGAUAAAUUAGAUCAUACUUCUAACUGUUAGCUGUCUAGCUGCUAUGGAUCCAGUUAAUCGAGUUUGACAUGAUUAAUGCGUAUGUUUUACUGUCUA